CUAAUUAGUGCUUCAAAAUCACAUCUUUCUUUAAUUUUUUGACCUUUUGGGUAACAAUAUAAAUGGGAGAUUCUUUGGAGAAGACAAAAUCCAUAUUGUCUGUGGAUACUUGUGUUGAUUGGAGAGGCCGACCUUGUAACUCCAACAAACAUGGUGGAAUGGGAGCUGCUGCCUUUGUUCUUGGACUUCAAGCAUUUGAGAUGAUGGCUAUAGCAGCUGUUGGGAAUAAUCUCAUAACUUAUGUUUAUAGUGAGAUGCAUUUCCCUCUCUCUAAAGCUGCAAAUGUUGUCACCAACUUUGUUGGAACUGUUUUCUUGUUGUCUCUCCUUGGUGGCUUCUUGUCUGAUUCUUAUCUCGGUAGCUUUCGAACUAUGCUCAUCUUUGGCUUCAUCGAACUCUCUGGAUUUACAGUUCUAACAGUGCAAGCCCAUUAUCCAGGGCUAAGGCCAGCAGCAUGCGAGAUGGGGAGAAGUGGGGAGGGAGAUGAGUGCGAGGAGGCCAAAGGGUACAAGGCAUUGAUGUUCUUCUCAGCACUGUAUUUGGUGGCGUUAGGAAGUGGAUGCUUAAAACCAAAUAUAAUAUCACAUGGGGCAGACCAAUUCCAAAAGCAAGACCCUACACAGUUCAAAAAGCUGUCCACUUUCUUCAACUGUGCUUACUUUGCGUUCUGCACUGGCGAACUCAUUGCCUUGACUCUCCUUGUUUGGGUCCAAACCCACUCUGGCAUGGACCUUGGCUUUGGUGUCUCCACUGCCGCCAUGCUUCUUGCCUUGAUCUCCUUGCUCUCUGGCACUUCCUUCUUCAGAAACAACCCUCCUCGUGGCAGCAUCUUCACCCCAAUUGCUCAAGUGUUUGUAGCUGCAUUCACGAAGAGGAAGCAAAUCUGUCCUUCCAAUUCAGAGAUGCUUCAUGGAAGUCAUAAUGGCGUCGUCAAACUCCUCCACACCGACAACUUCAGAUUCCUCGACAAGGCUUGCAUAAAAAGCGAAGAAACGAGAGCGGGAACGAGAGACGAAAGUCCAUGGAAGCUUUGCACAGUAACACAAGUAGAACAAGUAAAAAUAAUUCUCUCAGUAAUCCCCAUAUUUGCAUGCACCAUAAUCUUCAACACCAUCUUAGCUCAACUCCAAACCUUCUCAGUCCAACAAGGAGCUUCCAUGAACACAACCCUAACCAACUCCUUCCAAAUCCCCCCUGCUUCCCUCCAAUCCAUCCCAUAUCUCAUCCUCAUCUUCCUCGUCCCUCUCUACGAAACCGCCUUCGUCCCCCUCGCCCGCCGUCUCACCGCCACCGACUCCGGCAUCACCCCACUCCAACGCGUCGGCACCGGCCUCUUCGUUGCCACAUUCUCCAUGGUCUCCGCCGCAUUAGUCGAGCAAAAGCGUCGACACUCCUCCAACCUCUCGAUCCUUUGGAUCGCACCGCAAUUCGUCAUUUUCGGCAUCUCCGAGCUCUUCACCGCGGUCGGGCUGGUCGAGUUUUUCUACAAGCAAUCUGUGGAAGGGAUGCAGUCGUUUUUAACUGCCAUGACUUAUUGUUCGUACUCGUUUGGGUUCUAUUUGAGCUCUUUGUUGGUGUCGGUUGUUAAUAAGGUUAGUGGUGGGGAGUCGGGUGGUGGGUGGCUUAGCCAUAAUGACCUUAACAAAGACAGAUUGGACCUGUUUUAUUGGCUGCUGGCGGGUCUUAGCCUUGUCAAUUUCUUUAACUAUCUCUUUUGGGCUAAUAGAUAUUCUCAGCUUGUGGCGCCUUGAAACAA
Cucurbita pepo subsp. pepo (vegetable marrow) is the source of this 1756-nucleotide messenger RNA. RefSeq names its product protein NRT1/ PTR FAMILY 4.4. Gene Ontology annotation, cellular component: membrane. Gene Ontology annotation, biological process: transmembrane transport. Lineage: Eukaryota; Viridiplantae; Streptophyta; Magnoliopsida; Cucurbitales; Cucurbitaceae. Gene Ontology annotation, molecular function: transmembrane transporter activity. The record is from RefSeq and is a predicted model, not a curated record.